Ipomoea triloba (trilobed morning glory) is the source of this 2676-nucleotide messenger RNA. RefSeq names its product DNA polymerase I A, chloroplastic/mitochondrial-like. Gene Ontology annotation, biological process: double-strand break repair; DNA-templated DNA replication. Gene Ontology annotation, molecular function: DNA-directed DNA polymerase activity; DNA binding; 3'-5' exonuclease activity. Lineage: Eukaryota; Viridiplantae; Streptophyta; Magnoliopsida; Solanales; Convolvulaceae. The annotation marks the transcript as partial. The transcript has 11 exons. The record is from RefSeq and is a predicted model, not a curated record.
GUCAGUAAGCUUACAAAUGAUUUCAGGGAUUUCAUCCAUGCAUGUGAUACGGAGGUAGCCAAGAUUGAUGUUAAGCAAGAAACACCAGUUGGUCAUGGAGAAAUUACAUGCUUCAGCAUUUAUUCUGGACCUGAUGCUGAUUUUGGAAAUGGAAAAACUUGUGUCUGGGUAGAUGUCCUUGAUGGUGGUGGGAAGGAUAUUUUAGUAGAAUUCGCUCCAUUUUUUGAAGACCCAUCAAUUAAAAAGGUAUGGCACAACUAUAGCUUUGAUUGCCACAUCAUAGAGAACUAUGGAUUUAAAGUUUCUGGGUUUCAUGCUGAUACAAUGCACAUGGCUCGAUUAUGGGAUUCCUCUAGACGAACAGAGGGAGGCUAUUCCCUUGAGGCACUUACAGGUGAUCGCUUUGUCAUGUGUGAUGCAAGAGUGUCCCCUGGUGAAGAGCUGUUAGGUAAAGUGUCAAUGAAAACUAUAUUUGGCAGAAAAAAGCUGAAGAAAGAUGGAACAGAAGGUAAAGUCGACAUCAUUCCUUCUGUUGAAGAGCUGCAAAGAGUGGAGCGCAAAUCAUGGAUUUGUUACUCAGCGUUAGAUUCCAUAAGCACGUUGAUGCUUUAUGAAAGUUUGAAAGUUAAACUCACUAAGAGGGUCUGGAAGCUUGAUGGAUUUUAUAAAGGGAACAUGCUUAACUUUUAUGAGAGAUACUGGCUUCCAUUUGGUGAGCUUCUAGUUCAUAUGGAAACUGAGGGCAUGCUGGUUGAUCGUGCCUAUCUUGCUGAGUUGGAGAAAGUGGCUAAAGCGGAGCAGGAGAUUGCUUCUAAAAGGUUUCGCAACUGGGCAUCUAAGCACUGCCCUGAUGCAAAAUACAUGAAUGUGGGUAGUGAUGCACAGUUGCGUCAGCUCUUUUUUGGGGGCACUCUGAACAGAAAGGACCCUAAUGAGAGUCUUGGAAAUAAGAGGGAUUUCAAAGUUCCCAACGUUGAGAAUAUAAUUGAAGAAGGCAAGAAGGCUCCAUCAAAAUUUCGUAAGAUCACUCUUCAUAAGAUUGGUGACCACAUCGAGACUGAUUUGUACACUGCUAGUGGCUGGCCAUCGGUUAGUGGAGAUGCUUUAAAGGCUCUCGCUGGGAAAAUUUCUGCUGAUUUUGAAAUCAUGAGUGAAGCAGAUGACAAUGUGGAAGAAGUGUCUGCUUCAAGCUCUGAUGGGCUGUCUGUGGCUAAUAAUGAAGCACCCUGUACAGAGCCAGAGGCUUCAGGGUAUGGAACAGCUUAUAAGGCAUUUGGGGGUGGAAAAGAAGGAAUUGAGGCCUGCCAUGCCAUUGCCUCUUUAUGUGAAAAUUGCUCUAUAGACUCUCUAAUUUCAAACUUCAUCCUUCCUUUGCAGGGCGGUGAGGUAUCAGGCAAGAAUGGGCGCAUCCACUGUUCACUGAAUAUAAAUACUGAAACUGGGCGCUUGUCAGCAAGGAGGCCAAAUUUGCAGAACCAGCCUGCUUUAGAAAAAGACAGGUAUAAAAUUCGUCAGGCAUUCAUCGCUGCACCUGGGAAUUCCUUAAUUGUUGCUGAUUAUGGGCAGUUGGAACUUAGGAUUCUUGCACACCUUGCGAAUUGUAAGAGCAUGCUGGCUGCCUUUGAAGCUGGUGGAGACUUCCAUUCAAGGACUGCUUUAAACAUGUAUCCACACAUACGAGAAGCAGUUGAACAAAAGCAUGUUCUCCUAGAGUGGGACCCUCAGCCUGGUGAAGACAAGCCACCAGUUCCUUUACUAAAGGAUGCUUUUGCCUCUGAAAGAAGGAAAGCGAAGAUGCUUAAUUUUUCCAUUGCAUAUGGAAAAACUGUAGUGGGGCUUGCUCGGGAUUGGAAGGUAUCUGUGAAGGAAGCCAAAGAAACAGUUGAUCGCUGGUAUAGUGACAGAAAGGAAGUAUUAUCUUGGCAAGAACAACGUAAAUCUGAAGCACAUCAAUUUGGAUGUGUUUACACACUCUUAGGACGAGCACGCUGGUUCCCUUCACUGAAAAAAGCAAGCAGCUUUCUGAAAGGCCACAUUGAACGAGCUGCCAUCAAUACUCCAGUGCAGGGAAGUGCUGCGGAUGUUGCAAUGUGCGCCAUGCUCGAAAUAUCAAAGAACCCACGAUUGAAGGAGCUUGGCUGGAAAUUGCUUUUACAGGUUCACGAUGAAGUAAUUCUUGAAGGGCCAACAGAGUCAGCCGAGGAAGCCAAGGCUAUUGUAGUUCACUGCAUGUCCAAUCCGUUUGACGGGAAGAAUUUUCUCAGAGUUGGGCUAUCAGUUGAUGCGAAAUGUGCUCAAAACUGGUAUUCUGCCAAGUAGAGAACAGAUUCGGUUCUCAUAACAGGGAGAUCUUUUACUAACCUCUCUCCUUCACACUCCUAAGUGCAUUGAAAGGUCCCUUUUUGGUAUUUAGCUUCUCAAAUUCCUGGCGUUUUUCCAUGUAACCACGACGAGGUGUGCCAACCAGCAAAUGGCGGCGGCUGCUUUUCUUCGAUCCAAUGGUUUUUUGUGAUGCAUGGCAUGUAUAUAUAUGUAUGAUAGAAUGUAAGACAUGAAUUUGUUUGAUAUGCUGUAAUCUUUAAUCUUCAUGAGGGUUAUUAUAAACACUUGGUUAUAAGGUUAAAGUAGAUUUGGAAGACAGGCUGAGAAGUGAGAACUAACCAAAGUUGGAUAUUA